Molecule: messenger RNA, 1658 nt
Organism: Frankliniella occidentalis (western flower thrips)
Lineage: Eukaryota; Metazoa; Arthropoda; Insecta; Thysanoptera; Thripidae
Gene: Faa
Product: fumarylacetoacetase
Exons: 9
Coding region: 237-1496 (419 amino acids)
Biological process (GO): homogentisate catabolic process; L-tyrosine catabolic process; L-phenylalanine catabolic process
Molecular function (GO): fumarylacetoacetase activity
Source: RefSeq, a predicted model, not a curated record
AAGAAACGGACGGGCGGACACAACACACACACCGGGACGAGUCGCGGUGGGAGACUCUACACGCCGCCGUCCGCCCGGGUAGCUGCCAGUAGUCUGACACCGACCGCAGGCGCAGCCCCGCGGAGCCCACCGACACGGUCAGCCCGUCCGCGCCCCUAGCGGCUGUCCCCGUCGCCGUACUCUACCUCCUCCUCCAGUACACCGUCCGACCGCAACCGGGCGACACCUGCGCCGCCAUGGAGAGCUUCAUCCAGUACGACGCCAGCUGCGACUUCCCGAUCCAGAACUUGCCGUACGGCGUGUUCUCCACGCCCGGUGAUGUGACUCCCCGGAUCGGCGUGGCGAUUGGCGACCAGAUCCUGGACCUGAAGGCCGUCCGCCAUCUGUUCACCGGCCCGCUCAUGAAGGGCCGGCAGGAGGUGUUCGCCGAGUCGACGCUGAACGCGUUCAUGUCCCUUGGCCGGCCCUACUGGCUGGAGACCCGCAGCACGCUGCAGAAGAUUCUCAGCAAGGAUGACACUGCACUCCAAGGCAACGCUGAGCUCAGAGCUAGGGCCCUGGUGCCCCAAGGGCAGGCUACGAUGCACCUCCCCGCACACAUUGGCGACUACACUGAUUUUUACUCGUCGAUAUACCAUGCGACCAACGUGGGCAUCAUGUUCAGGAGCAAGGAGAAGGCGUUGAUGCCGAACUGGAAGCACCUUCCGGUCGGGUACCAUGGGCGCGCGUCAUCCGUCGUGGUGUCCGGCACCCCAAUCCGGAGGCCCAAGGGUCAGACACAGCCCGUGGAGGAGGCGGACCCGGUGUUCGGGCCAUGUCGUCUCAUGGACUUCGAGCUAGAAGUGGCCAUUUUUGUCGGGGGCCCCCCGACACAACUGGGCUCGACCGUCCCAGCGAGCAAGGCUCACGAGCACAUCUUCGGGAUGGUCCUCAUGAACGACUGGAGCGCUCGUGAUAUUCAAAAAUGGGAGUACGUACCCCUUGGACCAUUCGGUGCCAAGAACUUAGGCACUACCAUUUCUCCAUGGGUGGUAACUAUGGAAGCCCUUAUGCCGUUCGCUGUUGAUAAUUUCCCACAGGAUCCCAAACCAUUUCCUUACUUGCAACAUGAUGAUAAAUAUAAUUUCGAUAUUAACUUAAUCGUGGACAUUAAGCCUGAAAAUGGACUGCCAACAACUGUGAGUCGCUCAAAUUACAAAUAUAUGUACUGGACACCUAAGCAACAGCUUGCACAUCAUACAGUCACAGGCUGCAACAUCAACCCUGGUGACCUGAUGGCAUCUGGAACCAUAAGUGGAAUGGCAUCAGACUCUUUUGGAUCAAUGCUGGAACUCAGCUGGAAGGGAACAAAACCAAUUCGUCUAGGAGAUGGCAGUACUCGCAAGUUCUUGCAGGACAAUGAUGAAGUUAUUUUAAGAGGAUUCUGUGAAGGAGAUUCAUUCCGAGUAGGAUUUGGUGAAUGUAAAGGUAAACUUUUACCAACACUGGAUGCAUAACUUUUCUUUCUUUCUGUGUGAUAAAGAAAUUAUAUACAUAGUAGCAUCAUGAGUAACCAUGAAACAAAGAUUCAUUUGUCUUACACUGUAUUUCAAACAAUUGCCACACAUAAAUGAGUAACAAUGAACAAGAUCGAAUUAUAAAGCAUGAGCAAAGACAAA